AUGCCUUAUCUACAUUCGUACGUCACACAGCACGUGGGCAAUAGACUGAUUUAUGACGAACUUGAUUACAAUGCCGAUACUGAACAAGAAAAUUUCCUUAAUCUAUUUACGAACCUAACAGAUGAACAACGUUCAAUCUUUGAUAAAAUCAUGGAAGUUAUUAACAAACAAAGAGGAUGCGUGUUUUUUUUACAUGAUUAUGGAGGGACCGGUAAAACUUUCAUGUGGAGAACACUAUCAAGUGCACUUCGUUCGGAGAAAAAAAUAGUUCUUACCGUUGCUUCAAGCGGCAUUGCUUCGUUAUUAUUUCCAGGCGGAAGAACUUCCCAUUCAAAGUUCAAAAUACCCGUGCCAACCCUUGACAACUCUACUUGCAACAUUGACAAAGACGCCGAGCAUUCACAGUUGUUUGAAGCAACCAAUUUCAUAAUAUGGGAUGAAGCACCCAUGGCCCAUAAGACUUGCUUCGAAGCAUUGGAUAAGACCCUUAAAGAUGUUAUGGGCAAAAAGGAUCUUGCGAAUACAAUUUUUGAUGGAAAAGUUGUUGUUUUUGGAGGAGAUUUCAGAAAAAUUCUUCCAGUUGUUCCAAGAGUAGGGCAUUUUGAUAUUGUUCAUACUUCCAUUUACUCAUCUUAA
Messenger RNA from Vicia villosa (hairy vetch), 636 nucleotides. RefSeq lists its product as uncharacterized. The transcript has 2 exons. The coding region runs from base 1 to 636 and encodes 211 amino acids. Gene Ontology annotation, biological process: telomere maintenance; DNA repair. Lineage: Eukaryota; Viridiplantae; Streptophyta; Magnoliopsida; Fabales; Fabaceae. The record is from RefSeq and is a predicted model, not a curated record. Gene Ontology annotation, molecular function: DNA helicase activity.